Messenger RNA from Spinacia oleracea (spinach), 1971 nucleotides. RefSeq lists its product as uncharacterized. Lineage: Eukaryota; Viridiplantae; Streptophyta; Magnoliopsida; Caryophyllales; Amaranthaceae. Bases 183 to 1466 code for a protein of 427 amino acids. The record is from RefSeq and is a predicted model, not a curated record. The transcript has 2 exons.
AGAAAAAAGAACAAUAACUGGUAAAAGAAUACAGGAAUACAGCACUAGUUUUGAAACCAAAAGAAAAAAAAACAAUGUGCUGAGCACCAAAGUCACCAAUAUACCAAAUACCUGUGUAAAAACCCUACCUCACCUUCCAGAAUAUUCCAACUCUCUUUUCUCUCUCCUCCUCGUCGGCGCCGAUGAAGAGACCUUCGUCGGCGGCAAUGGUGGAUUCGCCGUACUUCCCACCACCUGCACCACCAAAUCAUCGGAAGAAGAAAACGAGGGAUUUGCCGAAUUUAUCCGACUGCCAUUGUUGUAAUCGUCGAAUCAAUUGUACCAACCCUAAAAAUCGGCUUCUAACGCUAGCCAGUGAGUGGCGAGUCGUUCUUCUUUGUAAAUGUUGUUACAAUCUUGUAAAAUCGUCGCAGUAUUGCUCGUAUUGUUUAACUAGGGUUUCAUCUUCGCCAAUGGAGUCGUUCUAUGAGUGCAAGAGUUGCCGACGGAGGAUUCACAAGGCGUGCAUUUCGAUGUUUCCUCAUGGUUCAGGUAAUGAUGAUAGUAGUAGCAAUGAUUUCUCGGUUUGUUUUGAUUGUUGGAUUCCGAAAUUGAUUGAGAAUGAUUAUAAAGCUAGGGUUAUUGGUAGUAGAAAUAAGAGUAAAUUGGUGAAAACUGGAGAUGAUUUGACAAAUUCGUUAGGGAGUUCUGGGGUUUGUGAUUCACAGGGUAUGGGGAGAGGUGAGGACGUGUUGAAUGAUGCUCAUGUUGAAGCUCACAGAAAAAUUAUGGCUGCUCGUGAGGCGAAGGAGAAGGCUUUUAACAAAGCAGUGGUUGCAAAGAAGGCAAUGGUGCUAGCCAGUAAAGCUGUGGGUUUGGUUGCCAUAGAUAAGGAUGGUAAUCAACAGGGUUCAGUGGUUGAUGAGGAUGCACAAUUGGCUUUCAGAUUACACAGAGCGAUGAAUAGCUCGCCUAGAAUAUCGAGGAAUUCGUGCUUGUUGAAUACUCAAUGUGCGGAUGUGCCUGAGGUGGAUGGUUGUUCAAAUGGGUUGGGAUCACGGGCAGCUGUUGAGCCAAGUUGCUCCAGCAAACCAAAUAGUAUUGGAGGUGAUGAACGAAAUGGGUUGCCUGAAACUAGACAAGAUUGUUUGCAGAAGUGUGAGAAACGAAGUGGUUAUCUUGAUGGUCGUUUGAUUACAUAUAGCAGGAAGGGGCGGACAUCAUUGAAGGCAAAGGGCACGAAAGAACCUGAUUGUGUUCAGAGGACGAGUAGGGGGUGGUCAUCAGGAGAUGUAAAGAUGACAUAUAAAAGGAGGCUGUUUAAAGCUAAAAGGUACAAACUAGAGCUUCGUCGUUGUUUUAAAACAUAUAGCCGGAGGCACUCAGCAAUUCCACAUUGUAAAAGCAAAUCGAUCUAUGGUAGUUUUAAGUUGGAUAAUGGGACUCUUGCUCCGGCAAUUGCUUUGAAGUGUUGUGAGGAAUCAUGAGCAUUCUCUACUGCUUCUUAGCUUUGAUUCAUCUUUCUAAGCUCCAAUUUUGUGGAAGGUAUCGCAUACAGUCCUCCUACUCAUCAGUUGCUCCAGUACAGAGAAUAUAUUUUUUACUGGAUCGCUGAAGCUUGUCCUGGAUUCUGAAAAGGAGUGUCAUUGCUAAGUAGCAGGCAAAUUUUGAGGAAGAUGACUUUUGCAUGCCAAAAGGCUACCAGAGAACUUUUGAGAAAGAAAUAGUAGAGCAAUGUGUUUAGUAGAUUGCCAUAUUGGUUUUAGGAAUGUGAUGUAUCAUGUAUGUGAUACUUUGAGUAAGAUUUGUGCAGAAUCUAAUUCUUUAUCUUAACAUGCAGCUUACCAGUGGUGGCAUUGUAACCUUUUGGAAUAGAUACUAAACAAAUUAUUUCCCUAGUGGAAAAAGAAAAUUAGUGCUUCAGUUGUGUAUAUAAAUUUUUUUUGUACCCAUUUCAAGUAUAUUGACAAUACAGUGGCUUUUCUUGCUGGA